Molecule: messenger RNA, 2778 nt
Organism: Mytilus californianus (California mussel)
Lineage: Eukaryota; Metazoa; Mollusca; Bivalvia; Mytilida; Mytilidae
Product: kappa-type opioid receptor-like
Exons: 1
Coding region: 234-1280 (348 amino acids)
Biological process (GO): neuropeptide signaling pathway
Cellular component (GO): membrane
Molecular function (GO): G protein-coupled peptide receptor activity
Source: RefSeq, a predicted model, not a curated record
CACGGUAAAGGAAUUAAUUAUUCUUUGUUUUUAUUUGCCGAUCGUUUAGUAAACUUUCAAAUAUAAUAAACAGGAUUUCUAUACGCAUUUAAUGACAUUUUCCAUGUGUACAAUGAAGUGCUUGUCAUAACUGAGGAUUCCGACCUUGAGGUUACUGGUUCAGUGAACCUAAAGUACAAACUGAUAUACACGUAUAAAUUUGCCAGACCAGUAUCGACACUUUAGUUGAGAAAAUGAUUUCCACGAAUCAUUCAGAGGAAAUCAUCCUUUUUCAUUCAUUGAAAGACAUAAAUGAUGCAGAGGCAAAGCAGCGACUACCGACCAUUAUUUACUUAGCUUUUCUUGUUACAUUUGGCGUUAUCGGCAACAGUUUGGUUCUUUUUAUUUAUGGAUUUAAGUAUAAACCUUCUAAUUUGAGAUGUUAUGUUUUAUGUUUAGCAGUUUUAGAUUUAACUGCUUGCUGUAUUUCUAUGCCGUCCGAGAUCGUAGAUAAUGCUUACCCUCACAUGUUUUAUAGUGAAGGCUUUUGCAAGUUUUCAAGGUUUAUAGGAGACAUCUCUAAGCUAGGAUCAGCUUUUGUGUUGACUGUAAUGGCAGUUGGGAGGUAUAGGAAGAUCUGUUUUCCUUUUAGUGAGGACAUGUCUCUUAAAACAGCAAAGAUAAUGUGUGUUGUGGCAAUAUCAGUAUCUGUUCUUCUUUCAUGGCCUACAGCUUUUAUCCAAGGUCAAACAGUCGAACACUUUCCCGGAAAUAUUACAGGAUAUGGAUGUUCAACUGAUGACGAUUUCAGACCGACAAAUUAUCCAUUUGUCCAAGCUACUGUCUUACUUGUCACUUUUGCGAUAGUUUUUUGCGUCUUGAUAUUCUUGUAUGGGAAAAUUAUAUGGGAAUUGCGUGACCACUUCAGGAUGAAUCGCCUUAUGAAGCUAGAGAAUGGAUUGAAACGAAAAAAACAUACUGUAACAAAAAUAUUCUUGUGUUUAACUCUCGCAUAUAUUGUAAGUUACAUACCGUACUUGACACUUAAUGCUAUUAGGACCAUAAAGCGAGGCAAUGUGAUGCCACCUAGUCCUAUAGUUCUUGGGAUAUUACCAAUUUUGUUCAGAUCGUACUUUAUAAACAAUGUUGUGAACGUUAUUGUGUAUUACAUUGGGGAUUCUACAUUUAGGAAAGUAUGUCGUAGGCUAAAACAACUCGCUGCCGCUAUGUUUUGUAGCCGGAAGAAAAUUGACAUGGAACUUCGCAUUGACCGUUCAACAAAAGCUGUUUUAUUGGGAUGAUUUGAUAUACAUGUCGUAUUGUAAUUGUAGUGUCUGGUUGACAAUCAAGUGUACUUAAUUGGAAUAUUAUAUAUUCUAUGUACUCUUUAUUCUUAUUUGGAAUAUUUUAUGUAAAUGUUUCUUUUGGAAAUGUAAGUGAAUAAUAUGUUGUGAAAUAUUUGUAAUUUUUUAUCAAAUAGAUCUGCGAGGUAGAGGCCUACAUCUAUCCAUCAGCUAUAAUCACAGGCGCUUUGGGAAUGGACCCCCUUUUCCUGAUUUUGCUAGUGUAAUGUUGACAAUCGAGUGCCGUUAAUUUGAAUGGACCCCCUUUUUUCUGAUUUUACUAGUGUAAUGUUGACAAUCGAGUGCCGUUAAUUUGAAUAUUAUAUAUUCUAUAUACUCUUAAUUCUUAUUUGGAAUAUUUUAUGUAAAUGUUUCUUUUGAAAAUGUAAGUAAAUAAUAUGUUGUGAAAUAUUUGUAUUUUUUUAUUAAUAGAUUUGCGAGUUGUUAUGGUUGUAGGCCUACACGUAUCAAUCAGCAAUAAACAUUGUAAUAACAUUGAACGAAAACAAGAAAUUAAUACCUAAAUAUAAUUUUCCUUGAAACUUUUAUUUAGCGAGAUUGGAAUUAAUAGCCAUACCAUUAGUUACCCUUGACUAUCUUGAUUGUAACCUAAAAUUACGGUCGUUGAAGUUAUCAUAGGCCAAUGUUCAUUAUCACGAUUAUUGUUGACAAAAACUAAUUAGUAUUUAAGUACCUAUCAACAAUAUACAGUAUUCAGUGAAAAUUUUAACCUGUCUAAUAGUUUUUGUAGUUAAAUAAAAGUGUUAUUGGGUAAACUUGGGGGGGGGGGGGGGAUAAAAAAUACCAUGCCAAAGACAAAAUUACUUUAAAAUCCAGGAAACAAGCUCUUUUUUGUGACUCUAUUAAAGCUAGUCAUGGUUAUUGUGUUAUUUCUAAAAUGGUAAACAUUAGAAUUAGUAAUAGAAAAUUACUAUUAGAAGUUAGUAGAUAUACUAGAACGCCUUUAGAACAUAGAAUUUGUCCACUUUGCAAGGAUGGAAUUGAACAAAAUUGAAGAUGAACUCCAUUUCCUCAUUAAAUGUAAAGCGUUAGAAUUUAAUAGAAAUAUACUCUUUUGUAAUUUAAGUGAUAUAGUUCCAUAUGUCUGAACGAGAUAAAUUUAGUUUCAUUUUGAAAAGUAAUGGUACUGACAUGUGUACUGUAUGUGUAGCUGGAAUAAGCGAUAUUUAUGAUACAUUCACAUGAUUUAAAGCAAACAUAAUGUUGUUAAGAACUGUUGUAGUAUUAAAGCUUAUUGUUAUAGCUUGAAAACAUAGUACGAAUAACACCUCUACGCAAUGAAGAUAUAACAUAUGUGUCUCUUAUCAUUGCGAAAAUAUGUCUCUGUAUAUAUAUAAAUAUAUUUGUCUUUGUUUAUUUUGUCUUUGUAUUUUGUAAGUGCCAGCUGGUAUCAUUCCUGUAUUGGAAUUUACACCAAUAAAAUUAUUUGAUUUGA